Messenger RNA from Lepisosteus oculatus (spotted gar), 854 nucleotides. RefSeq names its product ribosomal protein L6 (gene rpl6). Gene Ontology annotation, biological process: cytoplasmic translation; ribosomal large subunit assembly. The record is from RefSeq and is a predicted model, not a curated record. Gene Ontology annotation, cellular component: ribosome; cytosolic large ribosomal subunit. NCBI's taxonomy places the organism in Eukaryota, Metazoa, Chordata, Actinopteri, Semionotiformes, Lepisosteidae. Gene Ontology annotation, molecular function: structural constituent of ribosome; RNA binding.
AACCCCCCCCCCUCUCUACAUCAGAUGGCAGAAGACAAGAAGAAGAAGGUGGCGAAGAAGAAGCUGCACCACACGUGCCGCAAUCCGCUGCUGGCGCGGGGCCUGAGGAGGUUCUCCCGCAGCGCUAUGUACGAGAGGAGGGCCCUGUACAAGCGCAAGACCAAGACCACGGAGACCAAGAUUGAGAAGAAGCUGAAGGAAAAGGCUCAAGCCACUGUCACCAAGACUGUCGGAGGGGACAAAAAUGGAGGCACCCGUGUGGUCAAGCUCCGUAAGAUGCCCCGUUACUACCCCACAGAAGACGUUCCUCGCAAGCUGCUGAGUCAUGGGAAGAAGCCCUUCAGCCAGCACACGAGGAAGCUGCGAGCCACCAUCACCCCUGGCACUGUGCUCAUUCUGCUGACCGGCCGCCACCGGGGCAAGCGUGUGGUUUUCCUCAAGCAACUUGCCAGUGGUCUUCUGCUUGUGACUGGUCCUUUGGUGCUGAACCGUGUGCCCCUGCGCAGAGCACACCAGAAGUUCGUCAUUGCCACCGGCACAAAGAUUGACAUCUCUGGCGUUAAGAUCCCGAAGACCCUGACUGACUCUUACUUCAAGAAGAAGAGGCUGAGACGACCCAGGCACCAGGAGGGAGAGAUCUUUGAUACUGAGAAAGAGAAAUACCAGAUCACAGAGCAGCGAAAGCAGGAUCAGAAAGCUGUGGACGCCCAGAUUCUGCCCAUCGUCAAGAAGACCCCACAGCUGCAGGGCUACCUGCGAUCCUCAUUCUUCCUCUCCAAUGGAGUUUACCCUCACAAGCUGGUUUUUUAAACUUGUGUUAAACCGAAUAAAUGUGGAUUAAUUGGAGACUGUAA